Molecule: messenger RNA, 599 nt
Organism: Bradysia coprophila
Lineage: Eukaryota; Metazoa; Arthropoda; Insecta; Diptera; Sciaridae
Product: transcription factor MafK-like
Biological process (GO): regulation of transcription by RNA polymerase II
Cellular component (GO): nucleus
Molecular function (GO): RNA polymerase II cis-regulatory region sequence-specific DNA binding; DNA-binding transcription factor activity, RNA polymerase II-specific
Source: RefSeq, a predicted model, not a curated record
ACAUCGUCUAUUACAUCGAAUAUAAUGAUUUCAAGGGAACAUGACUCGGCAAUUUUAGAUUUUCUCGAUUCAAUUCUUUGUGUUUCUACGUUUUACGGCAACAAAAUCAACCCUGGAGGCGAAAUAUCAAAUGCCACAAGAAAUAAAACGCGAAAGAAAGGUGCCGCUGGCACCCCUAUCGCCGUGUCCCAUUCCAGACAUCUCCGACGAUGAGUUAAUUUCGAUUUCGGUGCGUGAUUUGAACCGUACAUUGAAACUACGCGGUUUGACUCGCGACGAAAUUGUUCGCAUGAAACAGAGACGACGAACAUUGAAGAAUCGCGGAUACGCGGCCAGUUGCCGAAUCAAACGGAUCGAGCAGAAGGAUGAACUGGAGACGGAAAAGACUCAGGAAUGGCACGAUAUGGAAGCGAUGCAGGAUGCCAAUGAACACAUUCGUACGGAUACUGAAUUGUGGCGGCGCAAGUAUGAGUCGUUGAAGAAAUUUGCGAUUACAAACAAGAUUGCGAUACCAGCCGAAUUGGAGUAGCCAUGUAGUUCAAGUGUGGUCGAAUGUAGCACCCAUUUUGGGGCAAUAAAACUUUACUUUUAGUUCAUUC